AUGGAUAGGUCUAGGGUGUUUGCUUCUCUAUCUCGGGUAAUCUCCAUGGGCGAUAAGAGGAAGAUGCUCCAGGAAUCCCAUGUUGAAGGAAACCUAGAUCCUUCGGAGAUACAGCAUUCAGAUGCCUUAGAGCGCAAGGCGCGGCGCAAGAGGCGCAAGAAGCAGCGCAAUGAGCAGAAGAAGAAAAUAGAUGAACUAAGUAAUUCACUGAAGGAGUUGACUGAAACUGUCAAGAAACUGAAGGAGGAGACGGCAUUGAAGGAGAAAGUAACUCCAAAGGGGUGCUGUUUCGAAUCUGAAGAUGCAGCUAUGUUGAAGCACCGGGAAACCAUUUUCGUCUCGGGAUUCGAUGGUUCUUUGCCUAGUGAUGAGAUCAGGAGGUCACUGAAAGAACACUUCAGUUCUUGUGGAGAGGUCUCGCAGCUUUUUCUUCCUUUUCAUUGUCAAACCGGCAUUCACAUGGGAUAUGCUUUCAUUAAUAUGAGAAGUCAUGACCGGAAGGCGUUAACACUGGAUCAGAGCUUCAUGGGAAAGCAGAGGCUUUUGGUUACGAUGGCUGACAAGAGGGAAGAAUCCAUUUGCUAUAGAAACCAUUUGAGCUGUUCACGCUGUCGUCGUGUUCUGAUGGAGCGCCGUGCUAGACGCUUCUAUGAGAGUGGUUGGAGAAUGGCAAGAGCUGGAAGAGGAGGAAGCUGGUGAACGUUGCUGCUAUAUGUUCACAUUUCUAUAAGUUUCGUCUAGUUGCCUAGUCCAGGUUAGAAAAGAAGCCAUGCAUGUAUCGCAGCGAAUAUUAAAGAAGCAGUAAAAAACAAGGCAGACCAGAGGAAAAACAGAGCACAUGAUCAGUAUUAUCCUCUAUUGUUAGCUUACCUUCAUGUUUUCGUUCUUCAGUAUCUAUUUUCAUCCCCUG
Messenger RNA from Thlaspi arvense, 910 nucleotides. The record is from the annotation of a GenBank genome assembly. NCBI's taxonomy places the organism in Eukaryota, Viridiplantae, Streptophyta, Magnoliopsida, Brassicales, Brassicaceae.